UCCUGGGCAGAGUUCAGAGCGGCUGCCUGCUGACACCAUGGCGAAGUUUCUGACUCAGGAUCAGAUUAAUGAGUUUAAGGAGUGUUUCUCUCUCUACGACCGUCAGCGUAAAGGGAAGAUCGAGGCUCAGGAGCUGAUCACAGUGAUGAGAUGUCUGGGCUCAAACCCCACCCCCUCUGAGGUCCAGCGCCACCUGCUGAGCCACAGCAUCGAUGGGGGCGGCGAGCUCGACUUCUCCACCUUCCUGAGCGUCAUGCACCGGCAGCUCCAGCAGGAGUCGCCGGAGGAGGAGAUCCUGGAGGCGCUGACGAUGGCGGAUAAGGAGCAGAAAGGCUUCAUCAUGGCGUCAGAGCUGAGGGCCAAGCUGACCGGGCUGGGGGAGAAGCUGACGGACCGAGAGGUGGACGAGCUGCUGAAGGAGGCGGGAGUUGGAGCUGAUGGGCGGGUCUACUGUGAGCAGUUCGCUGAAGCGGUGACUCGCCGUUCUACAAAACGCUGACGACGCCAAAAAGCAUCUUCACUCUGCUGCUAAACAGUUU
Molecule: messenger RNA, 539 nt
Organism: Cheilinus undulatus (humphead wrasse)
Lineage: Eukaryota; Metazoa; Chordata; Actinopteri; Labriformes; Labridae
Gene: calml4b
Product: calmodulin-like 4b
Exons: 5
Coding region: 38-499 (153 amino acids)
Cellular component (GO): myosin II complex
Molecular function (GO): calcium ion binding
Source: RefSeq, a predicted model, not a curated record